Oryza sativa Japonica Group (Japanese rice) is the source of this 2414-nucleotide messenger RNA. RefSeq lists its product as uncharacterized. Gene Ontology annotation, molecular function: phosphomannomutase activity. The record is from RefSeq and is a predicted model, not a curated record. Gene Ontology annotation, biological process: carbohydrate metabolic process. Gene Ontology annotation, cellular component: chloroplast stroma. NCBI's taxonomy places the organism in Eukaryota, Viridiplantae, Streptophyta, Magnoliopsida, Poales, Poaceae.
AGACCAGAACAGCACAGCUAUACCGAUAUUUCUCGAAAAAAAAAAAAAAGAAGGACGGAUCCCUCUUACCGGCGGACGGCGAUACGGCACCUCAUAGAUUAUUCCGUCCGUUCCAACAACCUCUCCGCCUCCUCGUCCCCGUCCUCAACCUCACCGCCUCCCCGCCGCAGUAGCAGAGUCGCCCGCCGCCGCGCAUCCGCAUGGCAGCAUUAUCAGGGAAGAUCAUUCAAAAUGCAUUCUUGGCACAACAUCGCCCACAGGCUAGACACAGCACAAGAUAUCCCAGUGACUUUUGUGCCCUCGAUACCCGCAGCGUGCAUUCUUUCCAGGAAUGUAGACUAAGACUGGCUGGUACUUCAGCCAAGUGGUUAAAUACAAUAUCAACAGCAUGGAUUAGCUCCAGCAAACAAGCAUAUAUUAGCUGCAAUGCUGCUCAAGGUAGCAGCGUUGUCCCAUCCUCUGCGAAAGUUGACUUUUUAAAGCUCCAGAAUGGCAGUGAUAUUCGUGGUGUUGCUGUUGGUGGGGUCGAAGGCGAGCCCGUAAAUCUCACUGAGCCUGUUACUGAAGCAAUAGCUUCUGCAUUUGCUGCAUGGUUAUUAAACAAGAAGAAAGCGGAUGGAUGGAGACGUUUAAGAAUUUCUGUUGGACAUGAUUCUCGAAUUUCUGCACAUAAAUUGCAGGAUGCAGUUACUCUUGGAAUUACCACUGCAGGGCAUGAUGUUUUACAAUUUGGAUUGGCUUCAACACCAGCAAUGUUCAACAGUACACUUACAGAAGAUGAGAUAAAUCAUUGCCCAGUUGAUGGAGCCAUAAUGAUAACAGCAAGUCAUCUUCCAUACAACCGGAAUGGUCUCAAAUUUUUUACAAGUGCCGGUGGUUUGAAUAAGGCUGAUAUCAAAGAUAUCUUGGAGCGCGCUUCUAGAAUAUAUGAGGACUCUUCUCAUGGUAGCACACAAGAAUUAGAGCAAGCUUCGAAGGGAGAAGUGAGUAAUGUCGAUUACAUGUCAAUUUAUGCAUCCGAUCUUGUGAAAGCAGUUCGUAAAUCUGCUGGAAACAAAGAAAAACCACUGGAGGGACUGCACAUAGUCGUGGAUGCAGGGAAUGGAGCAGGUGGCUUUUUUGUGGAUAAGGUACUCAAGCCGUUAGGCGCUAUUACUACUGGGAGCCAAUUCCUAGAGCCUGAUGGCAUGUUUCCAAAUCACAUUCCAAAUCCUGAGGACAAAACUGCAAUGAAAGCCAUUACACAAGCUGUGGCCGAUAACAAGGCAGACUUGGGCAUCAUAUUUGAUACUGAUGUUGACAGGUCUGCUGCUGUUGAUUCAAGUGGUCGUGAGUUAAACCGUAACAGAUUGAUUGCUUUGAUGUCUGCCAUAGUUCUUGAAGAGCACCCAGGCACUACAAUUGUGACAGAUAGCGUGACUUCUGAUGGGCUGACUACAUUUAUUGAAAAUAAACUUGGAGGGAAGCAUCAUCGUUUCAAGCGAGGGUACAAGAAUGUAAUAGAUGAGGCUAUUCGUCUGAAUACUAUUGGUGAGGAGUCACAUUUAGCUAUGGAAACAAGUGGCCAUGGAGCACUGAAAGAGAAUCACUGGCUCGAUGAUGGUGCAUAUCUUAUGGUUAAACUUUUGAAUAAGCUUGCUGCAGCUAGAAUAUUGAAUCCAAACGUUGGUAGUAAAGUUUUGACUGAUUUGGUCGAGGGCCUUGAGGAGGCUUCUGUGACAGUGGAGAUAAGAUUGAAGAUUGAUCAGAAUCAUGCAGAUUUGAAAGGGGGGUCCUUCCGUGAUUACGGAGAAGCUGUCUUGAAACAUUUGGAGAAUGCAAUCAGUAAAGAUGAAUAUCUGUGCAAAGCACCGAAGAACUAUGAAGGCGUAAGAGUUUCAGGAUAUGGUGGCUGGUUCUUAUUGCGGUUAUCCCUCCAUGACCCAGUUCUUCCCCUUAACAUCGAGGCGCCGAGCAAGGAUGAUGCCAUUAAGCUUGGGCUUGCAGUGCUUACUGCCGUAAGUGAAUUUCCAGCAUUGGACAUAACGGCAUUGAACAAGUUUUUGCAGCAGUGAUGGAAGUAUUGCGGCGGCGACGAUAAUCUGCAGCCAUCACAUGCCUUUGUUGAGCUGGGAUGAGAGAAACGCACCACAGUACUAUACAUAGACGUACUUGCAUUCAGGCUUACACAUAAUAUUACAUGGUUUUGACUUUUCGGCUUUACUUGGUCUUUGUUUGGUAUGGAAAUGUCAAACAAGGAAGACUAAUUUUCGUGUUUUAAAGAAAAUAUACAAAGUAGUUGUCAGGAAUCUUAUAUACCAUCGUCAAUGUGUUUUCGGAUUGCUUAUAUCGUCAUCAGAGUGCUGUGAAGGCAGUCGGUUUUCGGAACGAUGUUAUCAUCAAAUGAAAAUAUUUCAUGUUUCUGUUGUCUUGCU